AUGAAUUUAUUCAGGGAGGCAAUGAUUGACCGAUCAAAUUAUCACAGCCCAGAAUUUGUAAAUGACUAUUCUUCAUUGACACAGAAUCAUAAAACACAGUCUUAUAACAACCGGGGAAGUUGCCUAAAAAUGUCAAACGUAGAGGUUGAGUCCAGUUCUACACCAUCAACAAGAGAAUUUAUAAAUCCGCAACAGAAUAUAGACACAUGUUUCAAGCGUAUCGUUACACAGUCACCACUAGAAGUGAUGGCACAAAGAUUUGGUCAUGUGAUUAGAGAGUUUCAGUUUAAUUCACAUCCAAUAAACAACAAACCUGACAAAGUAAAGUUAUCUGAUCAUCCUUUUUCUCUAUCAUCCUCUUAUUUCAUGCCAAAAUGCACAUCUGAUCACUCCACCAUUACUACACACAGUCAUGCGACACAGAGUACUACACUCAGCACCUUUAAACUUCCUAUUCUGUUAUCCAAAUCAUCAUUAGAUUGUUUUCAUUCAAAAUGCUACGAAACAGUUGUAACAUGUGAAAAUUCACCGGGAAUUCCUUUAUCUGACUCAUUAAAUCAGAAGUAUAUCCUUAUGGAGAAUGGAAUCAGUAGUGGUGAUAGCAUGCUAACUAACUUAAACACUCCCUUUUUACAGUCAACGCCAUCAUCACACACCUAUUAUCCAAAUUUGCUAAAAUAUUCAUCAUCACCUUGUCAAAGACAAAGUUCCUUUCAUUCUGUACGCCCUAAAAUAAAUGAUACAAAUAGUUUAGGUGAAAAUCAACAGAGUAGAACAAGUGUAUAUGAGUUACAAGAGCUUAAAAAUGAAGCUACUUUUUGUUGUCGUUGUUUAAAUUUGUCAACUGAAAAUAAUAAGGUCAUUAGUCAAGAUGAAUCAUUUUCAAAUUUUAAAAAUGCUUAUUCAACCGUUCAACAAAAUAUUCAUAAUUCAAAUAAUUUCUCCAUUUAUAAAAAUGAACACCUGGAAUUGAUAAAUAACCCAACUUAUCAAGAAGUGAAAUGUAAGUAUGACUCAUAUACUUCAUCAAUUUCAAAUCCAUCAUUACAAUCAUGUAAUAAUUAUAUAAAUAAAUCUAUAGAUUAUGAUAAAAUAUCAUCAGAAAUCUAUUCAAAUCAAUCAAAAUCAAUAUAUCAAUCAAUUGGUUAUGAUAAUCCAAAUGUAAAACCACCAUUCUCUUAUAUUACACUGAUUGUUUCAGCAAUGAAUUCAAAAUUAUCUAAAAAGAUUACAUUGAAUGAAAUUUAUGCAUGGAUUAUGACCACGUUUGCUUAUUAUCGUAAGAAUACAAGAAGAUGGCAGAAUUCAAUUCGACAUGCUUUAUCAUUCAAUGAUUGUUUUAUUAAAGUACCACGUCCAACAGGUGAAGCAGGCAAAGGCUCCUAUUGGACUGUUCAUCCACAAGCAGUUGAUAUGUUUGAUAAUGGUUCAUCAAUGAGACGUAAUCGUAAAUUUAUUGAUGAGAAUCGAUAUCGUGGGCAUCAAUAUCAAAAUCCACAUCAUCGUCAUCUUCAUAAUAAUAACAAUAAUAGCAAUAGUAAUAAUGGUGAUAAUAUAACUAUAAUUAUGCAGGAUAAAAAUCAACAAAAAAGUCGGAUAAAUUUCAGCCCAGAAACGGAUAAUCAAUUGAUGAUCGGUAAAAUACAAAGAGAUUUUAUCCCAUUCUGUCAGAAGAAUUAUCAUGAUCAGGAUGAUGGUGAUGGUGACGCUUGUAGCUUGGUAAUGAAACAGUCGAGUAUUAAUAAUAAUAAUAAUAAUAAUAAUAAUAGUAAUAAUAAACCUGGUCAUCCCAAGAGCGCGAUAAUAAUGAAUCGAAUGGAUCCUAUUAAUUGUAACAUAUCAAUGUCAUCACCAUUAUCUUCAUCAGUGUCAGUGUCGACAUCUUCAACAUCACCACUGUUGGUGUAUACUUCAAAUCCUGUACAUGAGAAUCAAACAAAUCCCAUAUCCACUUAUCGACAUAAUCAUUCAAAUAGUCAACUUGAUGAGGAUUUUGCUUGGAUGAAUAAUUCUUAUCAAAAAUCAUUAACUUCUAGUGAAUACUGUUUAGUUAACUUAUUGAAUAACAAUGAAAUAAACCGUGAUUGGCACACUAUUACUAUCGAUAAUAAUAAUAAUAAUAACAGCGUUGAUUGUUGUACAAACCGCUUUGUUAGUAGUAUAGAAAAGAUCCAUACAAAACUGCCAAUUAAUCAAGUUGAACAUAUUUCACUGUCAAGGUGUGCAACUAAACGCUACGCCGAUAAAACAUCACUAGAUCAAAUGUUCUAUGAAUUUAAUAAUUAACUGAUUUAUUUGUUGUUACAUUUUAAUCAAUUAUGCGAUAAAAUCAGUAAAUCGA
Heterobilharzia americana is the source of this 2341-nucleotide messenger RNA. The record is from the annotation of a GenBank genome assembly. NCBI's taxonomy places the organism in Eukaryota, Metazoa, Platyhelminthes, Trematoda, Strigeidida, Schistosomatidae.